AUGAUGUUAUCAUAUUUCGUCAUCUAUUCGAUGAUUACUUUCAUCAACGUCCAAAGUUUGAAGAUUUACAAAGACUCCAGUGAAUGUCCAGGUAAUUUACAAUGGAUGACUGGAGGUGUCACAAUUAUUGGUAAUGGCCAAGGAUCAUCAGAAGUUUAUUUAGCAUUUCCCGGUGGUUUAUAUCUUGAACCAAAAACUCAACAUCUAUAUGUUGCUGACAUUCAGAAUAAUCGUGUUUUAAAAUCCCUUGGGUAUGGUGAAGCAGUUACUGUUGCUGGUCAAUCAGAUGGCACUGGUGGAUCUACUGCAGACACAUUAUGGUCACCAGUCGAUGUUUUUGCUGAUGAGUAUGAAAAUGUCUUUGUUGCUGAUUGGAAUAAUCAUCGAAUUCAAUAUUGGGAAAAGAAUGCUACUAGUGGAAAGACAGUUGCUGGCAAUGGAACCCGUGGUUCAACCUUACAUCAAUUUAGUUAUCCUAGUCGAGUUUUAGUGGAUUCAAAGAAAAAUAUAAUUGUUGCUGAUACACAAAAUGCACGAAUCAUGAAAUGGCCGUUCAAGUCGGAUCCAAAAACUUCAGUUGGAACCAUAAUCGCUGGUGGCAAUGGUGCCGGUUUAAAUCCAUAUCAAUUGAAUAAUCCUUCUGGCUUAUAUUUAGAUGAAGUUAAUCAAAUUUUGUAUGUAACGAAUGAAGAUUCUCAUUCCGUUACUCAAUGGAUAAUCGGUGAUUACGAAAAUCGCAAUAUAUAUGCUGGUAUUCCUGGUCGACCUGGUAAUAGUUCUGCUCAAUUAUUCUAUCCACAAGGGGUUACUAUGGAUCCAUAUGGCAACUUAUAUGUUGCUGAUGUUUCGAAUCAUCGCAUUCAAAUGUUUUGCCCCGAUGCUGUCUUUGGUAUCACCAUUGCCGGUACUGGUCAAUCGGGCGCAGCUGAUGAUCAAUUAAGUUAUCCCUACGAUAUAGCAUUUGAUCCUGGAAUGAAUCUAUACGUUUCUGAUACUUGGAAUAAUCGCAUACAAAGAUUUAAUAGAAUAUAA
Molecule: messenger RNA, 1032 nt
Organism: Rotaria socialis
Lineage: Eukaryota; Metazoa; Rotifera; Eurotatoria; Philodinida; Philodinidae
Source: the annotation of a GenBank genome assembly